Messenger RNA from Saccharomyces mikatae IFO 1815, 702 nucleotides. RefSeq names its product isoamyl acetate-hydrolyzing esterase (gene IAH1). Bases 1 to 702 code for a protein of 233 amino acids. Lineage: Eukaryota; Fungi; Ascomycota; Saccharomycetes; Saccharomycetales; Saccharomycetaceae. The record is from RefSeq and is a predicted model, not a curated record. The transcript has a single exon. Gene Ontology annotation, molecular function: hydrolase activity, acting on ester bonds.
AUGGAUUAUAAAAAGUUUUUGCUAUUCGGAGAUUCUAUUACGGAAUUGGCUUUCGAUACUAGACCCCUUGAAAGUGACAAGGAUCAGUAUGCUCUCGGAGCUGCACUGGUUAACGAGUAUACCAGAAAAAUGGAUAUUGUUCAGAGAGGGUUCAAAGGGUACAACUCUAGAUGGGGGUUGAAAGUUCUUCCAGAGAUUUUGAAAAAUGAAUCCAACAUUGUCAUGGCCACCAUUUUUUUCGGUUCUAACGAUGCGUGCUCAGCAGGGCCUCAAAGUGUUCCUCUCCAUGAAUUUGAAGACAAUAUAUGCCAAAUGGUAUCUAUGAUGAAAGCUCAUCAUAUUUGUCCUAUUAUAAUAGGCCCAGCGCUGAUAUAUAGUCAAAAAUGGGAAGAAACAAAAGCUGAAGAAAAAGCUCUCGGCUAUCUGCGCACUAACCAAAACUUUGCUAUUUAUUCCGAUGCGUUAGCAAAACUGGCCAAUAAGAAAAAGGUACCCUUUGUGAACUUGAAUAAAGCCUUUCAAGAAAAAGGUGGAGAUAACUGGAGACAGCUGUUAACAGAUGGACUGCACUUUUCUGGAAAAGGAUACGAGAUUUUUCAUGACGAAUUAUUGAAGACCAUUGAGGAAUCGUACCCGGAGUAUCAUCCCAAGAAUAUGCAGUAUAAACUAGGAGAAUGGACUAACAUGGUGGAUAGACAAUAA